This is a messenger RNA of Bufo gargarizans (Asiatic toad), 1858 nucleotides long. RefSeq names its product LDL receptor related protein 11 (gene LRP11). NCBI's taxonomy places the organism in Eukaryota, Metazoa, Chordata, Amphibia, Anura, Bufonidae. The transcript has 8 exons. The record is from RefSeq and is a predicted model, not a curated record. The coding region runs from base 164 to 1747 and encodes 527 amino acids. Gene Ontology annotation, molecular function: protein binding.
UCCUCCUUGGUGCUGAUUGCUAGUGUCCUCCUCUAUACACCUGGCACAGAGAGGAGGGGGCUGAUCUAGCACUAGCAUGCUCUGGCCUGGCAUCUUAGGUGGCCUCUCCUUGGCACAAUGACGGGCUCCUCAUACUGACCGCUGGCUACUUGGAGUCCUCAUCAUGCCCUGCCCUCAGCCUCAGCUGCCGGCCAUCUCCUGCCUCAGCCUGCUCACGCUGCUGCUCUGCUGGGAUGUCGGGGGCUGCAGAAGGGUCUCCCCGGGCUCCCCUGCUCCACAGCUGACGGAUCUCAGGUCCCAGAUCUCCGGGGUGGAGGAACUGCUGGAAGAAUUCCGCAAGCAGCUGCAGCAGGGGGAGGACUGGCCGCAGGACGGGCACCGGCACAGACUGCACGGUAACGGCCGGGAGGAGGAGGAGGAGGAGGCGGCGGCUAUGCAACAGCAGCUGCAGGAGGUGGCCGUGCGGCCCUCAGGGGACUCCGGGGAGGACCUGUGCAACUUCAGCCGGCAGGAGGACUACAUCAUCCGCACCAAGGACUCGCUGGAGGCCGGAGCCACCUUCCUGAAGGCCCCCGGCGAGGUGGACAGCUGGAAGCAGUGCCUGGAGGACUGCUGCUCCCAGCCCCGGUGCUCGGCCGCCGUGGUGGAGAGCUCAGGCCGAGGCUUCAGCUGCUUCCUCUUUGACUGUAGCCACCAUGGGCACAACGUGUGCCAGUUCUCUCCACACAGGGACUACACCAGCUUCACCCUUACCGGCCGCAAUGCUUCCUGGGCUUCUCUGCGCACGGUGGCCAGCAGCUUGGAUACUGACAAGCUACCAAACAGCAAUGCGGGACAAGACGUGGUACUUCAGCUGCCAGUUGAUUGGGUUAUACUGGAUGGGCGUGAAAGCAGUGAUGACCAUGCCAUCAUUCGAUAUGAGUGGACUCUGCUUCAAGGGGACCCUUUAGUAGAAAUUAAGGUUCCUCAACCAGGUACACUGAGGUUAUCCCAUUUGCAAGAAGGAGUUUAUACCCUGCAGUUGACUGUCACUGAUACAUCUGGUCAGAAGAGCUCAGACAAUGUCUCUGUCAGUGUCCUCCCCGAGGAACAUCAUAAGUCAGCGGUCACAUCGUGCAGCGGAGGAUGUUCCCGCUAUCAGUUUAUCUGUGACGACGGCUGUUGUAUAGAUAUCACCCUGGCCUGUGACAGAGUGGUCCAGUGCCCGGAUGGCUCUGACGAAGCUUUCUGCCAGAACCUCAGUUCCGGUCGUAAGACAGUGAUUCACAUAUCUGACAAGACACACAGCCAUGCCAUGGGAAGUGAGAUGGACAAAGAAAAGGAUUCUGCUGUGGAAAAAUCAAGAGUAACAGGCCAGAAGACUUCUGUGUCCUCCAAUGCAGAAAAAAAUCGAACACUUCUUGAGGAACUGAAUAACGAUAGUAUGCUCAAGACAGGAGCCAUUACACAACAUACAACUCUGGACCCUAGAGGAAAUCUGGAAGCAGUACCAGGCACUGUUUCAUCAAAAACUGACAAAGAUGCAGUGCAGAAGAAUUUCUUAAUCUCAAAAAACAUUGUAAAGGGUAAUGGACACCCUGCACCUGAAGCAGGAGCUGUUUUACCACUGGCCCUUGGUUUGGCCAUUACUUCGCUGCUGCUUUUGAUGGUAGUUUGUCGUCUCCAGCUGGUGAGACAGAAGCUUAAGAAAGCUCGUCCACUAACCUCUGAAGAGUCCGAUUAUCUUAUAAACGGCAUGUAUCUGUAGCAGUUGUGCCCCUUCUAUUAUUUUCCAGAUCCUGCAUACUUUAACUUAUUGUCCAUACACCUGAAAUCCAAAACUACUUGUGAUAAUAUAAUUAAAGGGAAUGUGUCUACA